CAAACAAACAAAGGUGCUUUGAAAAAAAAGUCUGUGUUUCUUCUUCUUCUUCUACUGACCCAGAAGUAAGGGAUCGAUGGUUGAUUCUAAGGUAGAAACCAUAUCCAGAUUGGCUCAAUGGAAGAUUGAGAAUUUUGGACCUAGUACUUAUAAGAGGUCCGAUCCUUUCAAAAUCGGGAUAUGGAACUGGUUGUUGGCGGUAGAAAGAAAUCGUCAACUUCUCAUUCGCCUGUUUCCUGAACCAUCUAGAGUGGCCAAAGAACAUCCUCCUAUUGCUCGAUUUGUGCUUCGAGUAUCCGUCAUCGGAACUACUCGAAAACACUUCACCUCCGAGACUUUUGACAGAAUAGUUCGAACUAGUGAUGACUUCUUCUGGCCAGUGGAUUGCAAUGUUAUGGGCCGCUUUAUCAUUGAUGUUGAGUUCAUGGACCUAAAGAUCCAUCCUGGAAAUAGUGAAGAAAGUAGCUCCAUCUGGCCUAUUGACGGGGUGGUGUAUUCUAUAGCACGACAAAACACACUUAAUUGCAUUUCCCGUAUGCUGGAUGAAAGCAUUCAUGCUGAUAUAACAAUCAACACAGCCGAUGGCACAUUAAGAGCCCACAAGGCAAUUCUUGCUUCUAGCUCCCCGGUUUUCCAGAGCAUGUUUGUCCACAACCUCAGGGAGAAAGAAUCAUCCACAAUCGAAAUAGAGGACAUGUCCCAAGAAUCCUGCAUGGCACUACUGAAAUACCUAUACGGGAACAUACAGCCAGAGGAGUUCUGGAAGCAUCGUUUGGCGCUUCUAGGGGCAGCAAAUAAGUAUGAUAUUGCGAAUCUUAAGGAUUCUUGUGAGGAGAGCCUAUUAGAGGACAUAAAUUCGACAAAUGUCCUUGGAAGAUUGCAGGAGGCGUGGCUUUACCAAUUGAACAAGCUGAAAAAAGGAUGUCUUACAUAUUUGUUUGAUUUUGGAAAGAUUUAUGAUGUUAAGGAUGAAAUCAAUAACUUUUUUCGCCAUGCCGAUAGGGAUUUGAUGAUUGAUAUGUUCCAGGAGGUGCUAUCGGUUUGGAAGCCUUCCUAGUAAGACAACAGUAAUUCCGAGCUGUUCAUAAUGCAGAUGAUGCUUAUCCUGCCAGACCAGAUUUAUGUAAAUACUAGUUUGAGACAUAAUGCUUGGUAUUAAUUAAUUGGCUUGUGCUAAAACUCUAUUUGUGUGUAUGGUUUGUCU
Messenger RNA from Impatiens glandulifera, 1204 nucleotides. Its product is annotated as BTB/POZ domain-containing protein At1g21780. The transcript has 4 exons. The record is from RefSeq and is a predicted model, not a curated record. Bases 77 to 1057 code for a protein of 326 amino acids. NCBI's taxonomy places the organism in Eukaryota, Viridiplantae, Streptophyta, Magnoliopsida, Ericales, Balsaminaceae. Gene Ontology annotation, molecular function: protein binding.